This is a messenger RNA of Tyto alba (common barn owl), 8124 nucleotides long. RefSeq names its product pleckstrin homology and RUN domain containing M1 (gene PLEKHM1). Bases 4246 to 7383 code for a protein of 1045 amino acids. The record is from RefSeq and is a predicted model, not a curated record. Lineage: Eukaryota; Metazoa; Chordata; Aves; Strigiformes; Tytonidae. The transcript has 12 exons.
CAGCCACGAGCCCCCCCCCACCCCACCCCACCGGGGGCGCCUGACCCCGAGGCCCACCCACGCCAGGCCCCCCACGUGUGGGCAGCGCUGCCCGGCAGCCUUGACCCCGCGCUGAGCCGCUCCAUGCCCCCCCCACACGUGGGUCAGAUGCUGCUUUCCACAGUGUCCCGGGGGGGUGGCUGGUCCUCGACCCGCUCCCUCCGGCACUGACACCCCAAAGAUCUCAGCCUGGUUCCUGCCCUCACGCCGGGCCCAGAGGCUUCACUUUUAGAGCUUUCUCUGGUUUCUUGUGCGUUACGUUCUCUACAAAUUAUAUUUUCUCACUUAAAACAAGCAGCCAUGAACGAGCUCUGGGUAGUUCUUGUGUCCAGCAGAAAAUGUGGAGUGUAAAGAGCCGGUUUCUUGUCGCCUUACUUCCAGUGACCCCCCAGUUCUCCCCCUGUCAAGGGAUGCGAGCUGCCUGCCGUGUCCGAUGGCCACCAAAUCAAUUGGGAAACUCCAGCGCUGGGAAUCCGGAGCGACACAAAAUUUGGGAGUAUAAAUACAGGAACACCUUGCUGCAACGCGCUGGGGGUUUCACAACCCGCUUCGCCCUUGCGCGGUGGCUCUGCCAGCUGUGACACCGGGGAAAAUCAACCCCCAGCUUUACCUGCAGCUCCACCAAAUUGUAGUCUGGUAGAGGAGUAGGCAACAGCCUAAAAGAAAUUCUCAUUUUUUUUGUGUUUGAGAAACGCAAUCUUGCCGUCAAGGGCAGUGCUGGGAGCUCAGCUGCUGGUUUUCCUCCCCCGGCUGCUCCUGGGCGUCCCGCUCGGUGCGCGGGGGUAGAAGUUGGAGGGGUUCAGCAGCGGCGGCUCUUCUCCAUCCUCCACCAGUGGGAAUCGCGGCCGGGCUGGGUGCAGGGAAGGAGCUGAAGUUGCACCACGAUUGUCCUGCUGUGAGCUGGGGCUGGGCUCUAACCCUGCCCUAACCCUCGCUCAGUUAUUUCCGAGAGGUUUUAUCCUCCCAACAAACCAAUCCGCUCGCCGUGCCAGCUGGCUUUCCUGCUCCUGUGCUGCUUCUGCUUGGGGUCAGCUUGCACAUCAAGCGUGGCUGGGUCCGGGUGGACGGCAGAAGCUGUGUAGGAGGAGAGGGCUGUCCCAACACCAGCCCUGGGACCCACCGUCCCAUCAAAGCCCUCAUUUCCCCGGGACGGAGGGUGACUGGCACAGCACUCGUGCUUGGAAAAUGACUGGCUCCGCGUCCAGGCCUUGAGUCACCGGUUCACGCCGUCGUCGUGGGCUGUUGUUUUCCAUUUGCAAAGCACGAGCGGUGACCUGCUGUUUAUUUAUAACUCGGAGAGCGUCGCUUGUUGGGAGACCAAAGAGCCGAGCUCUGGGACGGGGUCUCUGCCUCUCCUGGCACAAGGCUUGGUUUGAACAAGCCGUUCCUAAAGAAUUUGGCUGUUUUGCAGCAGUUUGGUAAAUAAACAGCUCUGCUCUCGCACCACCGGCGACUCUCUUCCUCGGUAGGUUUAACCGCACCGGCUUGCUGGCUGAUUUAUUUCUCACUUGUUUUAUUUUCUUUGUUUUACUCAAGCUGUUGUGCUCUGCUUGCGUAGCCUCCGGGGUGGUGACUGCUGGGAAACAAUGUGGGUUUUUUUUCUGCUAUAGAUGUGCUUGGCUCUGUGUUUGCACAUCCAUCCCAUCUCUUAUCCUUUCAAGAUCACAAGGAACAGCCGUGGCUUUCCAGGAUUUGCCUGGAAGUGCUCUGGAGCCCUCUGGUUCCUUCUAGAGCCGGCCAGUCCGGCGCCGGGGCUGCUGGCCCGAUUUCCCCAUGUUUCACCACAGACUUGUGUCAGGUGAAAUCCACCUCAGAGCUGGUUCAUUGCACUCGUUAUUCAGGAAAAUGCUGUCCCAACAGAAGCGGUGCCGUGUGGAUUCAUGAUGCUGGAACAAACUGGUUGGACUGGUCGCGGUGGGAGUGGAGAGUCCCGUGAUGGAGGUGGCGGGUGUCCUCCUCGGCGUCUUGCCUCCUGCAGACGCUGGGAAAGGUGAUGCCGACAAAGGAGCGUGUGUGUUGGGGGAAUACCACUCGCUCAGUAAAAUCUGGAUGAGGUCUUUGCAAAAACACCGCUGCAGUGCCCUCCUCUGCGAGCACCCAGGGACGCCGGGGUGGCCGGCGCCGAGAGCACAGACGGCGGGUGCAGUUCUGGAGCUGAAACACCUGCACUGCUUCUCUGGGCAUGAGAAAUGCCCACAGCUUCCUCCUCGCACCCUUGGCUCUCCCACCCCCAGCUCUUGCACCCUGAAUGUGUCUUGGGUGGGAUGUGUCGCUCGUUUGCGGGGUGUAUGGAGAAGGUGGUAGGGAAAGGUUCAGGGGCUGCCCGGCCCCGAGGAGCCUCAACCUCCCAUGCGGAGGACAGAGAUGGAGGUGGCUCUCUGUGGUCCUCAUCAACUGCUGCUGGCCCUUAGGUGUCCCCUUGCUCCCCCUAAAAAACCCCAGCAGCACCUCAAGCCUCUGAGCCAGAGGUUAAUGUUCCUGUAAUCACUGUGCUCCCCCAUUUCUGUGUUGCAACCCAAAGAGAGGAAAUCUUAUGACAAGUCAUGGCGAAAACAGUUUCCUUUUCUAUGAAAUUGUUUGUGAACUCUGGAAACACUGAGGAUUGAUCCAGAGUUUGUCCCCAAAGGGCUUUUGACCCGCUGCUCUGGGCAGGACUGGCUGAUGCGGUACGUGCAUGGGGUGCUCUGGAUUCGGACUGCUCUGGGUUUAGGCUGCUCCAGAUUUGGGCUGCUCUGGAUCUGGACCACUGCUGCCUUUGGGACUGGCCAUGACCAUGUAGGAGCUGGUCUGCAAACCGUGUUUCUGCACUGGUUUGAUGGCUCACGGUGCAGAGAGAGGGGCAGGUCGAGGCCAUCAGGUCAGCUUGGGGAAAGCCCUGGGGUCUUUGUGUUGCCUUGAAAAUAAAAUCUGAAGUAUUGAUGCAAUACCAAGACGGUUGUCUGCUGUGGGCAUACCCAAACCACACAGUCAGCUGCUGGGCUCUCCUCCAUUUGGAUGGCGAGGGCUUCCAACUCAAGGGAAUAAAUUUCUUCUCCAAUUUAUCACAUCCUUAGAAAGGUUUACAGCAGUAGCUGGUGCUGGAGCAGCUCUCAGACCCUUCUCAGUGCCAGGACACGCUGUGUUUGAGCAGGGAUGCAGCCGUGCGACAGGCGUCUCGCUGACAGCCGCAUGCUUUGCUCACAGAGCCUCCAGGCACAGCUGGUUUUCAGCAGACGGCUCUGAAGAACAGGACAGGAGGCCAGAAGUCAGAAGUCAAAGGUCCCUUGUCUGCAAACACCCUGCAGUUGCAGAUGACCCCAGCGAGGCUGCUUGGCUCUGGUUUUCCCGGGGUUUCCCGUAGCGGUAGAACAUUGAUUUUUCUCCCUCUCCUACCAAAUUCAGCUGCAGCAGAGCAGCCCUGCCAUCUGCACCCCCAGGAGCAGGGACAUUCUGGGGUUCAUCUGCCUCUGAACGGAGCAACUGGAAACCUGAUGGAGAAGCUGCUUUAUUCCUUCCCAUCUUCCCAGACAGCUCUGUGCCAUCGGGGCGAGUGCCCGGGCACCUCCCAGAGGGUCUGUCCCAGCUGGGUUUGGCAGCAGCGUCGCUCCUCCAGCACGUACCGGCGAGAUGAGCUGCCGUCACCUCUGCCCAGGGUCUGCUGGGGGGUGACACCCCUCUGUCUGGGCCACCUUAAUGCUGUUCACAUGGUGUUUAAGUGUCAUCGUUCAAGCUCACUCUUGCUAAAUGCCUGUCUUGAUGCCCUCACUGGCGCCUGGGCACUGCAGGUGGUGUAGAACCAGAAGGGAAGCAAUCCCUGGCCCUGCGUGCAUCGCUGCUGGUUUGACCGGCCCGGCGUCCCACUCAGGUUUAGGGCUGCCUGCAGGCAACUUGCAAGGGUUAAUUACCCCUUCUUGCAAGGGUUAAUUACUCCCUCUCGGUCUCUUGGCCGUGCUCUGUUUUGCCUGAAACUCUCCUGGUCCCUGGGGAGCGUGGUGUGUUUCGAUACGGUCGUAUGUCAGUCCCAGCUUGAGUCCCGCGGCGGUCUGGCCGUGAGCGCUUGCACAAUGCCUCAGUGCAUGAUCCGUGCCUCCUGCCUGACACCGGGUGCCCUUUGCGUGGCAGGUGAGUUAGAUGUAAACCCAGUGGGUGCUCAGACAUGCUCCUCCUCCCUGUCCCAAAGGUGACAUGUGAAGGCAGCGCCCGGCGCAGGGAGCGGCAGCAGCUGAGAUGCAUUCGAGCCACGCCGAUGACCCCAAGGAAGCCAUACAGCUGAUCAAGAAGCAACUGGUGAACGCCAUCAAGGCGUUGCAGAAGCAGUACGUGACUUCGGAUGCCGUUGUAACCAGCGACGAUGGGAACGCGAACACCCUCUGCAGCGCCCUGGAAGCUGUCUUUGUGCACGGGCUGAAGGCGAAGCAUAUAAAAGCAGAGAGUGGGGGGAAAGGGAAGAAAUCAGGGGGUCGGGGACCCCUUCCCCAGCCAGUUUUCUGGGGUCUGCUGAAGAGCAUCACCCAUCGAAAUAUUGUCUCGGAGCUGGAACAACUCAUCUUUAUCAACACGGACGUUGGCCGCUGCCGAGCCUGGCUGAGGCUGGCUUUGAACGAUGGCCUCGUGGAGUGUUACCUGAAGCUGCUGCUGCGGGAGAGGUCCCGGCUGCCCGAAUACUACCAGGCAACCGCUCUGCUCUUGGAUGCCGAAGAGUGUGAGUUUCUCCUUAGCUACUUGCAGGGCUUAUCGUCCUUAACCUUCGAGCUGUCCUAUAAAUCGGCGGUUUUGAAUGAGUGGACUGUCACCCCUCUGUCCCUGUCCGGUCUGUGUCCUGUUUCGGAGCUGCUGGAGCCCCUCACAUCCUCAACAUCAGAACCCCACAGAAAAGCAUCGCUGGGCUCAAUCUCCCAAUCAUCAGGGUCAGACGAGAUCGAGAUUCAACCCUCUGUCCUCCCCAUCAGCAAAGCCAGCAGCAAAAUCAAGCUCACGUCGUCCUCGUUGAGCCUUAACACCACGAGCUCGUCCCAGCUCUCCUCCAGCCUGGGCUCCGACAGCAUCCCCGCUCCCUGCGCCCGCAGUCCCGAGCGGAGCGAGGAGCCGCUCUCCUGCGACUCCGACCUGGGGACGGCCACCGCCGAGGACCUGGACAGGUCGCUGCAAGAGGUGUUAUCCGAGUUCAGCAAAGCCAAGCCAAGCCUAGAAGCCCCGGAGGGACGGCUGGUCCCCAGCGCGCUGGGCUGCUCCCCCCGGCAGCCCGCCUGCCCCCCGGCCCCGUCCCACGGAGCUCGGCACCAGCCCCCCCCUGACACGGACAGGCCGGGCUCUGCUGGGCCCAGCGCCGCGGUGACGGCCGGCGAUGGGGACGGAGGUGCAGCGCCGCGGGCCGGCGGCACGGCCGGCGUGUCGGCCGCGCGGUGUGGCGGUCCGAGCAGAGGAGAGACGGGCAGAAGCGACACGGUGGGCGGCCGCGAGGCGAGCCAGGCAGCCCCCAGCCCCACGGCAGAAUACCUCCUUUCUCCGCUGCUGGGUUGCCCGAAAAGAAAGAGCUGGAUCUCAGAAGAUGAUUUCUACAGACCUUCUCCGGGAGGCAGCGACGAAAGCACAGCCGACACCAAUGGCUUUGGGCCGGAGGGGGCUGGCGAGGGGCUGGCCCCAGGGCUCAUCAGUGCUCUUGACUUGGAAAGGCUGUCAGUGCCGUCCUCGGAGAGCGGGAAGCCCAAAAUGUCACCCGAACGGGAACAAAAGGGCUUCAGCGUUGUGCAUCGCAGGCAGAUGGGUCUUUCCAACCCUUUCCGAGGGCUCCUGAAGCUGGGCAGCCUGGAGCGGAGAGGAGCCAUGGGGAUAUGGAAGGAGUUUUCCUGCGAGCUGUCGCCGCUGGAGCUCCGGCUCUUCCUGGACCACGAGGACCGCAUCUGCGUGGAGAGCUAUUCCCUGCUGCGGUGCGAGUCGCUGGCACUGACGCACUCAGACGGCCGUUUCGAGCUGGUUUUCCUGGGGAAAAAACUCUACCUACGAGCUCCUUCUCGAGAUGAGGCCGAGGACUGGUUGGACAGGAUCCGCGAGGCGCUGCAGAAGUGCCGGCCUCAGCUGGAGGAGGAGGAGUGGGAGACGCUGGAGUAUCCAGAAGACGGUGGCGAAGGCCAGCCCAACCAGAGCGACUCCGCUGCUCUUCUCCAGUACAGCGACGUGCCUGGGAACAGCUUCGACUGGACUCCAGCUUAUGAACCGGAGCUCGAUGCAAUAAAAGAGGCUGUUCUGUAUGUGGACGUAGACAAAACCUGGGUCCCUUUUAUUUUUUCCCUGUCUCUAGAAACUUUAAAGUGCUUCAAGGUCAGGAGCAAUGACAAAAUUUUAAGCAACAGUUACGGUAUAGAGACCAUCCAGGACAUCCUUCCAGACACAAGCCUUGGGGGACCUGCGUUCUUCAAGGUGAUCACCUCCAAAGCUGUCCUGAAGCUGCAGGCGGAGAACGCGGAAGAAGCGGCCUCGUGGAGGGAGCUGGUCCGAGGGGUGCUCACGUCCUACCUGGAGAGCGCGGAGGAGGCGCUGACACUGGGGGGCGGCUUGGACGGGCACUCCCAGGUCAUCCUGAAGAACAUCGUGAAGGAAAACGGCUUCUUGUUGCAAUACCUGGUGGCCAUCCCCAUGGAGAAGGGCCUGGACUCACAGAGCUUCAUCUGUGCAGGCUGCUCCAGGCAGAUCGGCUUCUCCUUUGCCAAGCCCAAGCUCUGCGCCUUCUCCGGUCUGUACUACUGCGACAGCUGCCACCGGGACGAGGAGACGGUGAUUCCCUCGCGCCUCAUCCACAACUGGGAUCUGACAAAACGAGGGGUGUGCCGGCAGGCUUUGAAGUUCCUCACCCAGAUCCGUAACCAGCCGCUGAUCGACCUGAAGCUGGUCAACGAGAGCCUCUACGACCACGUGGAGCGGAUGGGACGGAUCCACCGGAGCAGGGAACAGCUGAAGCUGCUGGGAGAUUAUCUCAUCAUGUGCCGCAGCGGGGCCCUGAAGGAGCUGAGCAAGCGGCUUGAUCACAGGCACUACCUCUUGGAGUGUCCCCACAAAUACAGUGUCGCUGAUCUGAGGCAGAUAGCUGACGGCGUCUUCGAGACCUUCCUGCAGUCUCUGCUCCAGUUUGCCUCCCAUCACGUCUACAACUGCGACCUGUGCACCCAGCGCGGCUUCAUCUGCCAGAUCUGCAACAGCAGUGACAUCAUUUUUCCCUUCGAGUUUGACACUACCACCAGGUGCAGCGAAUGCAAAACCGUCUUCCACCGGGACUGCCAAGCCGGCGCCAAGUCGUGCCCCCGCUGCGAGCGCCGGCGGAGGUACCAGCGAAAGCUGGAGGUGGAGGCCAGCGGGGAGCCAAGCCUUUAGCAGCCGGGGACUGACCUUGACACUGCCCUUGGCUUCUCAUCCCGCCGGACCAGCGCCGAGGGGAAGGGGCCAGCGGGGGGGCGGGGGGACAGGGAAGAGACACCCCCCCAUCCCGCCCGGGAGCUGAUCCUGCGCCCAGCCCUUCCCCGGGGACGGGGAGCUGGCGGUGCUCGGUGAUGUGGCACGGGUGCUCCUGCCCCACGGAGGGACCCUCUGCCCACCCAGGGCUGAGCAAGGGGGGCUGGAAAGGUCCGUCCCCCCAUUCCCACUAACCCGGGGAUGCUCCCAGUCACCCUCCUGGUGCCAACCUGGUACAUCCCCUCCCCAUGGAAACCCAGUGGCUUUCCAGGGUGUAAAUCAGGAUUUCCAAUUAAGGGUGUGGAUAACUGACAUUGAUUAAAGCUCUAGUUUUUUAGGAUGUUCGAUACUGAAAAAACAGUAUUUUUUUACGUGGGGGUUUUGCACAAUCUGGCCUGCUCCGGGGAGGUGACAGCAGCCGCGUGGGGAGGGGGUGAGGGGACACUUGUGCCUUUAGGGACCUGCGCACCCCGGGGGGCCCGCGGGGGCCGGCCGAGCAUCUCCCGCUCAGAGAGCCCACCCAUCACCGUGGCCUCUGGGAAGAGCGGGGAGAGAAGAGCCGGGCUGCUCCUCCCCGCCUGCUGCUUUUAGUCCUUGGAAGAAAUUUUAUUUUCCUUUCACCCUUCCCCAUGCAAAAAUAAAGUUUAUUUAACGACAAGCGAA